AUGUUUACUCUGCUUUCCGUAGGCUUAAUCUUUUUAUUUUACUUAACUUUGAUAAAGCUGGUGUAUUACCGAUACAAGGUAAAAUGGCCAACGUUAUGGAAUAAAAUGUUGCUGAGGUUAAGAGGCGAAGACAUCAAUUUGUACCGGACACGCGAAAGACAUGAGUCGUACUCACGGAAAUCAGUAAAAGUUGCGCACGAGCCUGGUGAUGUUCGGGUGCUGCUUGUCACUGCGCAUCCCGACGAUGAGUGCAUGUUCUUUGCACCAACAAUAAUAAGACUUGUUGAGCUAAAUGUCUCCAUUCUUGUAUUAUGUUUAUCGUCAGGCAAUUACUACAACCAAGGGGUCCAACGUCAGAAGGAGCUCCUGGACAGUUGUGCAGUUUUGGGAAUACCUGCUUCGCAGGUCACAAUCAUAGAUGACAAAGAGCUUCCAGAUGAUCCUAAGGUGGAGUGGAGUGUUGCCCUGACAUCAUCUCUCAUACUGAAACACAUCAGGACCCACUCCAUCAACCUUGUUUUGACCUUUGAUGGACGUGGAGUAAGCGGCCAUGCCAACCACAUUGCCAUCUACAAAGCUGUCAGUCAUCUAGCUUUCGCCGGGAGAAUACCAGCUGACUGCCAGGUCCUUGCCUUACGCACUGUAAGCAUCCUGAGGAAGUACCUGUCGGUCCUGGAUUUACCAAUCAGCUGGCUCCGUCCCUCUGAUUUGUGCUGUGUCAUUGGCUUAGAGGAGUGUAGGCGUGCCAAGAGGGCUAUGCUGUGUCAUCGCACCCAGCUCCUGUGGUUUCGAUACCUCUACAUUCUAUUCUCAAGCUACAUGUUUGUCAACACAUUCCAAGCCAUCGCCGUGGAGACAAAGAACCUGAAGAUCUACUAGUCACAGAUGGCUCUCUCAUACAGCUGCGUGGCCUGAGGGACAACACUAAGGCACUGAAGGCUUUUGUCGACUGUUUACCCACUGUCACUCUAAUGGUUUAAAGAAUGUCUUCUUUGUGACAAAGACCUCUUUUCUACUGUUCUGUACAGUGC
Messenger RNA from Chanos chanos (milkfish), 1031 nucleotides. It is a transcript of the gene pigl, whose product is annotated as phosphatidylinositol glycan anchor biosynthesis, class L. The record is from RefSeq and is a predicted model, not a curated record. The transcript has 7 exons. Bases 1 to 879 code for a protein of 292 amino acids. Gene Ontology annotation, cellular component: endoplasmic reticulum. NCBI's taxonomy places the organism in Eukaryota, Metazoa, Chordata, Actinopteri, Gonorynchiformes, Chanidae. Gene Ontology annotation, molecular function: N-acetylglucosaminylphosphatidylinositol deacetylase activity.